Fusarium oxysporum Fo47 is the source of this 1198-nucleotide messenger RNA. Its product is annotated as S-adenosylmethionine-dependent methyltransferase. The transcript has a single exon. The record is from RefSeq and is a predicted model, not a curated record. Lineage: Eukaryota; Fungi; Ascomycota; Sordariomycetes; Hypocreales; Nectriaceae. Gene Ontology annotation, biological process: protein methylation. The coding region runs from base 40 to 1107 and encodes 355 amino acids. Gene Ontology annotation, cellular component: mitochondrion. Gene Ontology annotation, molecular function: protein methyltransferase activity; nucleic acid binding.
CUUUCACCGUUGCAGGCUCAACGAUGAAGUUCUUUCGUCAUGCCGCGCAUUCAGCCGUCUUUGUUGCGGCGUGCUCGGCGCCUUUCGCCACAUAUUGCAAGCCUUCUUCCCGCUUGCCGGGACCUGAAUUCUGCCCAGAAUGAGCUACGAUGGCUAAGAAGCCAUGCCGAUGAAUCACGGUCACGAAACAAAUCAUGGCUUUUAGACAAUCUAUGCCGAAAAAGAGGGCGUGGUGAGCCUCUUCAGUAUGUCAUCGGCUCUCAGCCAUUUGGUUCACUCGACAUCAAGUGCAAACAAGGUGUUUUAAUACCUAGACCAGAAACCGAAGCAUACACUUUCCACCUAACAAACCUCGUCAAAUCAGGGGAGCUUUUAGGACAAGACGUAAGGAAACUCGACCGUGGAGUAAACGUAAUCGACUUCUGCACAGGAACUGGUUGUAUACCCCUUGGAGUUUUCUCAUCCCUCCAGCACUCGGUUGACAACUUGACCGUGCGAGGAGUGGAUGUUUCGCCUGUAGCCCUCCGACUCGCGCAGGAGAACAUCGCACGGAACAUCAGGCUUGGAAAUUUGAUGGAGCCUACAAAACACAAGCGGCUUGACAUCACAAGAGCAAACGUUUUCAGUGAUGGCGACAUGCAGCAGCUCGCCGUUACCCCCUGGGAUAUUCUCGUGUCUAAUCCUCCAUAUAUAUCAGAAGAUAUCUGGCAUCAUGGCCGUGGGCAACUGGGUUAUUCAGUCCGAAAAUAUGAACCGCGCCUCGCAUUGGUUCCCGAUAAAGACCUCCCUUGCCCUAGUAAAUGCAACCCAGCAGACGUCUUCUACGCACGGCUUUUGGACGUUGCAGAACUCCUAAAGCCGAGGGUAGUACUAUUCGAGAUCGGCGACGAGGAGCAGGCUCGUCGUGUGUUGCAACUGUACUUCAACCACCCAAUUGCCCAAAAGUCAAGGACUGAAAUUUGGCGUGACUUGCCUGAUUUCGAGGGAGCCAAGGGUGCAGAGAUCGUCUUGCAUCUCGAGGAAUCAAAGGAAGAACGUCGGGUUCCGGUGAAAGGCGAUGGUCUUAUACGAUCCAUUCUAAUUCACAACCUGGAAUGGGCCGAGUGAUAGGGUAGUGGACGAACCUCCUGGAGCAAGAAAACCUCUGAUGUCAAACCAAGGUGCCAAAAAUACCCAAUCCAAGGUCUACUAAAUCUAC